This is a messenger RNA of Macrobrachium nipponense, 1675 nucleotides long. RefSeq lists its product as uncharacterized. The transcript is spliced from 3 exons. The record is from RefSeq and is a predicted model, not a curated record. NCBI's taxonomy places the organism in Eukaryota, Metazoa, Arthropoda, Malacostraca, Decapoda, Palaemonidae. The coding region runs from base 22 to 645 and encodes 207 amino acids.
CUGGUAGACAGCGUGAGGACCAUGGAUUUGAAGGUAACAAUAAUCAGCUGCCUGAUGGCAAUAGUCACCGCCCGUCCAAACCACUUACCCACAGCAGGGUACCAAUACCCAACUCCUUUGGUUCCUUUCCCCGAUGCCCCUCUAGUAUCGUCUUCAACACUUGCCCCUACUACAAUUAAUCACCUGAGCUCAGUCCCUUCAGUAAUUUCCUCAACAGUGCCCUCUGCCCAUGGGUAUGAAUACCCGACACCUGUUAAUCCCCUGACCUUCAUCCCUCCUUCUUCUUCAACGGUCCGUCCUACUGUUGGGUAUGAGUACCCAACACCUGUCAAUCACCUGAGCUCUCUGCCGCCAGUACAUUCUACAACAAUUCCCUCCUCCACUGGGUAUGAAUACCCAUCCCCUGUCAAUCAUCUGGGCACCGUCCCUUCGUUACCUUCCUCAACAGUUCACUCUAAUGGGUAUGAAUACCCGGUGCCUGUGAAUCCUUUAACCUUGAUCCCCCCAGUACCUUCUUCAACAGUGCCUUCGUCUACUCACGGUGGGUAUGAAUACCCUACCCCAGGAAUACCCUUCACCCUUGGGUCUCCUUCGUCCGUCCCAGGGACGUUUGACGUCAGGGGAGUAGCGCCUGUCGUUUUCUAAGUCCCUGCAUAGAAAAGGAUCCAUCUCCAUAGAAACUUGAAGGAGUUUUUAAAGUUGUCGAGAACCAGAAGAAACUAUCAAGGCCCCAGGAAUUGUCUUGGGCACCUCACCAACGCUACAGGCAUCCCCAGUGUAUGGACAUUGAAGGUGAAAAAAAAAAAAAAAAAAAAAAAAAACAAGCCACUCUCUCACACAAACAUCAACUCUGUGGUUUCAGCUAGUGUCAGUCAGUUAUGAAAGUGUUCUUAAAAGGAAAGCAACUGUAAGCAGACAGCGAAUAAAUAACACAAUUAAAAAUGCAUUCAUUGUUUUUAUGAGGUCUCCCAACAGCAACUGACCGCAAGAACUCAAGUUCUGCGUUUGUUCAUAACCUGCGGGACUAUCUUCUUGCUCAGAGCAUCUUCAGCUAUAUCCUGCAUCUACCAGCUUCUCAUUAGAGCAGUAGCCCGUGCUGAGACGUGUGCAAAUUCAUCAAGCAACAACAACUCGUUUUACUACACUUUGAAAUUUCAUCUAUUAAUUACUUCUUGAGCCACAUCGCGGACUAUGUCCACUGAAGCCUUCAGUAUACCAUACACUUAAUGCACAUUAUCUUAGUCAUAGAAUCUUUUUAUUUUUUUUGUAUUUUUAUUCUUAUAAUUAUCAUCAGGAGAGAAAUGGUUACUUUACAUACAAGAAAAUGAAUAGAUUUCUGUAGCAGAUUUUUAUCCUUUAAUUUUUAUGAUUAUCAUCAGGAGAAAAAUGGUUAACUUGCAAGACAAGGAAAUAAAUAGAUCUCUGUACUCUGUAGCAGAUUUACAUUAAGCAGGAUAAUAAUUCUUUGUAUCAGAAAUCCAAACGAUACAAAAAAACAUGCCAUAUGCCCAACAUUCAAAUAUACACAUAACAUGCAUUCAAAUAUACAAAGCGUAUUUUCUUUCCAUGGUUAUCAUGUGACCCACAGUCGAUUUUAUGCAAGAUACCUAGACUUUCCUCUUAUGUAAGAUGUUGCACUUUGAUAUUUAGUAAUAAAAAUGUAUAACAAAAUUUA